UAUAAAUUAGUUUAAUAAGUUAUUUUAAAAAUAUUGUUUACUUAACAAAAUUAAUCAAUUUUGGGCGAGGAGAGUAGAGAUAGGUGAAAAUGUAAAAGGUGCAUUCGUCCCCUAUGAAGACCUAUAUGUAUGUGCUAUCUUUUGCGUACAAUAAAGUAAAUAAAAUAUUGAUAAUAUUGAUCAAACAUUUGAACAUAGCAACAAUUGAAUAAAAUAGGUAUAAGCGGAAGGUAAUACAGUUUAUAGAUUACAACAUGAUGAAAGCGUGGUAUUUCUUGAGUUGCAUGUUUUUUACACUAAUAACAAUCGAAACAACAGGAGGACCAGUGACUUCUCGUAGUUGUAAGAAAAAUUCCCAGUGUGGAACUUUUGGUUACCUUUGUGGACAAAAUGAUACUUGCCAGUGUGGUCCGUUUUAUGUACUCAACAGUUAUGGAGACAAAUGUGUUGGAGGAAUCGGACAAAAAUGUCGUUAUGAUGAACACUGUAUUGAAGGGGCCUUUUGUGAAAUUCAGAUGAGUUGUCAGUGCAAGGAUGACUUAUAUCCUUCUGAGGAUAGAUUUUCUUGUUCAAAAUCUCCAUCGAUUGCUAGCCUUGAACCACACCUAUUUACUACAGGAAUUUUAUUAUAUCAGUGUUUGAAAAUUAUUUGAAUUACAAACUUACAAACGAAAUUUUUUAUUUAAUUAAAUUAUAGAAUUUGUUCAGCUAAUUUGUGUAAGAUUAUUUACUAUGAAGUAAAUUAUUGUUAAUUAAAUAUAUUAAUUAAUUUGAA
This is a messenger RNA of Zophobas morio, 775 nucleotides long. RefSeq lists its product as uncharacterized. The coding region runs from base 255 to 653 and encodes 132 amino acids. NCBI's taxonomy places the organism in Eukaryota, Metazoa, Arthropoda, Insecta, Coleoptera, Tenebrionidae. The transcript has 4 exons. The record is from RefSeq and is a predicted model, not a curated record.